This is a messenger RNA of Diaporthe batatas, 1362 nucleotides long. RefSeq lists its product as uncharacterized. Bases 1 to 1362 code for a protein of 453 amino acids. Gene Ontology annotation, cellular component: plasma membrane. Gene Ontology annotation, molecular function: G protein-coupled receptor activity. The record is from RefSeq and is a predicted model, not a curated record. NCBI's taxonomy places the organism in Eukaryota, Fungi, Ascomycota, Sordariomycetes, Diaporthales, Diaporthaceae. Gene Ontology annotation, biological process: adenylate cyclase-activating G protein-coupled receptor signaling pathway; cell surface receptor signaling pathway. The transcript is spliced from 2 exons.
AUGGAUCCAAGACAAGAUUUCGAUCGGCUCGUCUCCUCGAUCACCUUCUCGGGCAGCCUGAUAUCAUUCAUAGCGACGACUUGCGUUUUGAUAUCGUACGCAUACUAUCGCCGCGAGCAACGUUCUUUUCGCCAUGCUCUGGUUUUCAAUCUGGCUCUGGCUGAAUUUGUAAAUACACUGAACAACACAAUUUCAGGUAUAAUAUAUCUACGCGACCAUGCACUAUACCCCGGCACGGCAUGUACCGUGAACGGCUUCAUCGGCCAGAUGUCGGUGCAAGCCUCGGACUUCUCCAUCCUGGUCAUCGCCCUCGUCACCCUCCUGACCAUCACGCGGACGACAUACAUGCCCGACGCUUCGCGAUGGCGCAAGAUCGGCAUCUGUGUCUCGGUGUGGGUGGUGCCGCUCAUCACGGCGACGAUAGCGACGGCCAUGGGCAAGAUGGGCCCCGUGAGCGGCAACUGGUGCUGGAUCAUGAGGUCCCAGACGGGCCUGCGGUAUGCCCUGACGCACGGGUGGCGCAUCGCCAUCAUCUUCUUCACGGCGGGCAUCUACAUAUUUGUCUGGUGGUACAUGAACCGGCACUUCCGAUCCAUGGUCAGCACCACCAUCACCGAUCUGAGCGGCGCGACAGACCGCUCGCGGAGGAAGCGUAGGGGCUUCAACAGGAUGGGCAGAAACCGCGAGGAAGGGGACGCGGAACGCCAGGACACGGAGCUGUCUACGGUCAGCAAGUCGAGGAUAUCGAGGGUCCUGGACGACCAGUGGGAGAUGUCGGCCCCCGAGGCGGCCUACGUGCGGGAAAACGAGGAGGACAUAAACGACGACGAGCUCACGCCGGGCGGCCGAAAGAGGGCGAGGAGCCGGGCCAGCUCAAUAUGCUCGGUAUCGGACUCGGAACCAGAGGACUACAACCACAUCCACAACCGCAUCAUCGAGGAGGAGACACAAGGCCAGCAGCAGCAGCCGCCGACGAUGAAGACGACGUCCAACCGCAAGGCACCCCCGACAGCCCUGAACAAGAGCAAGUUCGACGCGACGGCGACGACGGAGAGCGAGUUCCCGCAGCGGCGGCGGACGCGGCAGAUGGAGCGGGAGAUCAAGCGCAUGCUGCUGCUCAACGCGUACCCGAUCAUGUACGUGCUCCUGUGGAUCCCGGGCCUGGUCAACCGGUUCCUGGAGGCCACGGGGAACACCUCCCAGAGCAGGGUGCUGGCGGCGCUGCAGUCGAGCAGUCAGUUUGUCGGGCUGGCCAACGCGCUCACGUACGGGUUCAACACGACCCUGCGUAAGAAGAUAAAGGUGUGGUGGCGGAGAAAGGGGAGGAAGGGGAGAGCGGACCGGAGGCGGACGAUGGCUUGA